Neoarthrinium moseri is the source of this 2175-nucleotide messenger RNA. RefSeq lists its product as uncharacterized. The transcript has 5 exons. Gene Ontology annotation, molecular function: GTPase activator activity. NCBI's taxonomy places the organism in Eukaryota, Fungi, Ascomycota, Sordariomycetes, Amphisphaeriales, Apiosporaceae. Bases 1 to 2175 code for a protein of 724 amino acids. The record is from RefSeq and is a predicted model, not a curated record. Gene Ontology annotation, biological process: activation of GTPase activity.
AUGCGAUCGUUGGUGGAGUCAACCAACCGAUGGCAGGAGACCGUUAAACACAGCGCGAGCUUAUCAGACCUGCAGCGCGCCGUGAAGUUCAACGGCCCCGACAGCCCCUGCGUCACCGGAUGCCGCUCCGUGUGCUGGAAGGCCUUCUUGCUGGGCCACGGCUCCAGCACGGCGGCGAAUUGGUCCCAUGCGCUGCUGGAGUCCAGGAGUACAUACGCCUCCCUGAGAGACCACUUUCUAAAGUACAUAAAACACCCCGAGUACCUUGCCAAUGUGAACACCGACCCCCUGGCGGAUGACGCAGAUUCACCAUGGAACACUUUGAGGCAGGAUGAGAUCCUGCGGGCCGAGAUUCUGCAAGACGUCCAGCGUCUACCCGAUGAGCCCUUCUACCACAGGCCCGACAUACAGACGCUCAUCCUCGACGUGCUAUUCAUCUACUGCAAGCUGAAUCCGGACGUCGGUGGGUACCGCCAGGGCAUGCACGAGCUCCUGGCCCCGAUCGUCUACGUCGUUGAGCAGGAUGCCAUCAAUCCCGCCGACGCCGCUUCCGACGGGUCCGCGGAUCUGACCAUGGUGGAGAUGCUAGACGCGAACUUUGUCGAGCACGACUCGUUCGCCCUGUUCUCAAAGCUGAUGGAGCGCGCAAAGGCGUUCUACGAGACUGGCGAGACGUCGAAGCUGGGGCAGUCGACCAUUGUUGAGAAGAGCCAACAUAUCCAUGAGGUUCUCCUCUACAAGAUCGACCCGGACCUCUCGAAUCACCUGAAGAACAUCGAGGUUCUUCCCCAAAUAUUUCUCAUCCGUUGGAUCCGGCUUUUGUUUUCGCGCGAAUUUCCUUUUGAGCAGAUGCUCGUACUCUGGGAUACCCUUUUCUCUGUUGAUCCUUCUCUUCGUCUUAUAGAUUACAUCUGCACCGCAAUGCUUAUUAGAAUCCGAUGGGAUUUGCUAGAAGCAGACUAUUCUGUUGCUUUACAACUGCUUUUGAAAUACCCACCUCCACAGGCACCUCACGGGCCGCAUACUUUCGUCGACGAUGCUGUCUACCUUCGUGACCAUCUGGGUUCAGAAGGAGGGGCGACUUUGAUUCGGAAAUAUACUGGUAGAGAUCCAGCACCGGUCACUUUGCCCCGUCCGUCAACGCCAGUCUCAACAGGACUUGGGAUACGGCAGGGAAAUAGGGGCGGCAGGUCUCCCCUAUCCCCUCCGCGCUUCAUGCAACAGCAAGGCGGCGUGGAAGCCCUGUUCCAGAGUGCCGCCAAGGGAGUUCUGGAACGCAGCCAAAAGCUCGGGGUCAACCAGGCGGUGCGUGACGCGCUGGUUGAGAUCAGGCGCAAUGUCAACGAAGCUAGAAGCUCGAUGAAGGCCGGCCGUGAUCUUUUCUCAGAUCCUGUCUCGAACACCACGGCGAUGAGAGCUGUUGCCGCUAUGGAUCGACGGAACAAGCAGUUGGCAUCCAUGCUGGAUGAGACCAUGUCCACCCUGAAGGCGCUGGCAUCGCCAGAAUCCGAUGCCUUCCAUAACCUCACGGAGAACCUGGAGAUUGCUGUGGCCAAGAUCCAGUUCGUCAAGAUUUACCUAGAAGAUUCCACAAUGGCCCUUCCCGAAGACGCCGCCGGCAAGUCCCCAUCAGAGGAAACAACAGGGAUGGCAAUCCCGGAGCCAGAGCCAGGGCCCCUCGCAGAGGCGGUUGCCGCCAUGGUCAUCAACACACCUGACAUGGCCGUCGACUCGCCCGACCCAGAAGCAACGCAAGCACCAGUACCCACUCCUUCAGAGCCCCCAGCAAUGGGACCAGCAACCGACACCAUGGAGACGGAUCCCCUCUCCUCGUCCCGGACAGCAACACCCACGCAACCGACAUCGCUGCAACGGCCACAUGCACCAAUACCCACACGGUCCACACUAGCCCAGUCCUCGUUUGCGUGGAUGCUCGAGCCAGACCAGUCGGCCUCAUCGGCACCGUUACCCCAGCCUGCCUUGGAAUCGAAGCCCAGACCGGCCAAUAAACACCACAAGAAGCCGUCGGCGAACGCCAGCCGCGAGAGGACGGCCUUCUUGUUCGGCGAGGUGCCCUCGGGCGGUGGCGACGGGAAGGCGGUCCUGCCCGAGGACAUCUUUGGGCUGCAGCCGAUGGGGAAGAGCAAGAGCCAGGGCCGGCUGUGGGAUGACUGA